Penicillium oxalicum is the source of this 771-nucleotide messenger RNA. It is a transcript of the gene tpcM, whose product is annotated as methyltransferase tpcM. The record is from RefSeq and is a predicted model, not a curated record. Gene Ontology annotation, molecular function: S-adenosylmethionine-dependent methyltransferase activity. Bases 1 to 771 code for a protein of 256 amino acids. The transcript has a single exon. NCBI's taxonomy places the organism in Eukaryota, Fungi, Ascomycota, Eurotiomycetes, Eurotiales, Aspergillaceae.
AUGGCGACAGCAACAGUCCCCUUAUUGGACUCCAAUGACAAGCUCUUUGACCAAGGCAAGGCCUUCUGGAACAAUUACCUCAAAGGCCGGCCGUCCGCCCCCGAAGUCUUCUUCCGGCGCGUCUUCGACUACCAUCAAUCUCAUGGAGGCAAAUUUGGUACGGUUCACGAUGUGGGAGCCGGCAACGGGCCCUACGCACACAUCCUUCGCUCUCGAUUCCAACAUGUCAUCAUCUCAGACAUUGCACGGGAGAACGUUGUUUUCGCCGAGGAUCGCCUCGGCAAAGACGGUUUCACCUACCGUGCGGCCCGAGUCGAAGAGGGCGAAGACAUCGCUCCCGGCAGUGUGGAUAUGGUCUUCGCGACCAAUGUCUUACAUUUCUGCGAUCAGCCUCUUGCCAUGAGCGAGAUCGCGCGCCAACUCCGUCCGGGAGGGACAUUUGCCUGCGCGGCCUUUGGAGCGGCUCAAUUUAUGGAUUCACGCGUCCAGGAUGUUUACACGCGAAUCAACCACUCUGGGGGCCGAGCUCUACUGGCCAAGGCCGAUGAUGCGGAGAGACUUGUUGCCGUCAUGGCGCGGACGCAAGGUACUUAUAAUGUGGCCCCGUUAGAUAAGGAACUUUUUCUUCCCGGUGCGCAGCGGAUUCACCUCAACAUGGAGAACGGCGGUAUUACUGCUCCGUUGCCGCCGGAGGUGCUGGUCAACGAGCCUGUCUACACUGGAGUCGACGAUGUUGAAACAUUCGUGCAAGAGGAGGGUGGAGCUUUGUGA